Molecule: messenger RNA, 2517 nt
Organism: Exophiala spinifera
Lineage: Eukaryota; Fungi; Ascomycota; Eurotiomycetes; Chaetothyriales; Herpotrichiellaceae
Exons: 3
Coding region: 1-2517 (838 amino acids)
Biological process (GO): chromatin remodeling
Cellular component (GO): RSC-type complex
Molecular function (GO): chromatin binding; protein binding
Source: RefSeq, a predicted model, not a curated record
AUGGCAGAGACCCCCGUCGCAGAGUCUGCGAAUGCGGAACCCGUUCAGUCUAUCGAGACUGACUUGAAGCAAGAAGAUGUCGCUGAUGACAAGUCCGAUGAAGAUGCUGAAGCGGAAGAAGGCGAGGGAGGGGAAGCCCACCAGGGUGUCUCGAGCGAACAGUACAAAGCCCUCAAAAACAUUGCUGAAAUUUUGACGAACUACAGUGUCAAGGUUAAGGGCGACGAUGAGCAUUACCCAUCACUCCUAUUUCGACGGAUUCCCAACCGACGCAAUCUGCCAGACUACCACGAGAUCAUCAAGGAGCCUGUUGCUCUCAGUACACUUAAGGGCAAAAUACAGAGGAAACAGUACACAGGGAUCCCAGAAUUCGUUCGAGAUUUUGCUUUGAUAGUGCACAAUGCACAAGUCUACAAUCUUCCAAACUCUGCCCCUGUGCGUGACGUGCUUGUACUACAAGACGUCUUCAAAGAAGAGUUGAAUAAGCUGGUUAGUGAAGGAUUAGCUAAGGAGGAAGAGACGGAAUUCCCAGACCUGGGAGAGAUUCCUUAUGCGACGCCGGAGCCAGAUCCUGUCUCAGAUGAUGACGAAGACAACGAUGAUGACGGUGAGGACGAUGACGAUGACGACGACGCAGAUGAUUCGGACGAUGACCGGCGAAGAAGACGAGGUCGGCGAGGCGCGAGGCCCAGUAUAUCUGGUCGAAAGAGUCGUGGAGAAGAUGACGACAAACUGGACGAUGGUGACGUUCGCAAGCGAAGAGGGCGACCGCCGAGAGUCGACACUCCGAUGGAAGCUAGAAUCAAGGCUGUAUUGAAAGGUCUUCGCAAGCAGAAAGACACGGCUGGAAAUCCCAAGGUCCGAAAUUUCGAACGACUGCCCGACAAAGCAGAGUACCCCGCUUAUUUUGUGGCCAUAACGGAUCCCAUCGCCCUGGACUCGAUUAAGAAAAAGUCGAAGCGCAAGAAGUAUCAGUCACUGGAACAAUUCAUGAAGGACAUUGACCUGCUAUUCAACAACGCGAAACACUUCAAUGAAGAAGGAAGUGAGAUCUAUAAUGAUGCAGUGGAGUUACAGGCCGAGGCGCACAAACUUCUGGACAUUGAGAAGGCCAAGCCAGACGACGUCUAUCUCCUGGAGGAUGGGAGGCGGCCGUUGCCCUCUGGAAUAUUAUACAAGAACGAACUCUGGAAAGUCGGAGAUUGGAUACAUAUUGCAAAUCCCAACGAUAUCACCAAACCCAUCAUUGCACAAAUCUAUCGAACAUGGGAAGAUUCCGACGGGCAAAAGUGGAUAAAUGCUUGCUGGUAUUAUCGACCAGAGCAAACAAUCCAUCAGCACGAAAAACACUUCUUUCCUAACGAAGUGGUCAAGACUGGUCAGUAUCGAGAUCAUAAGAUCGAAGAAGUCGUCGAUCGGUGCUUUGUCAUGUUUGUGACACGGUACAGCCGUGGUCGACCUCGAGGAGUCGAUCCAAGCAAGGAGGUUUACGUCUGUGAGGCGCGAUACAAUGAAGAGAAACAUCGCUUCAACAAGAUCAAAACAUGGGCCAGUUGCCUACCCGAUGAAGUGAGGGACAAGGACUAUGAGAUGGACCUAUUUGACCAGCCCCGGAGAAUCAAAAAAGUGCCGAGUCCCCUGAAGCAUCUGUUGAAGGACGACAUGAAGGAGACGGAUGAGAUUCCUUCACCACAAUGGGGCCAUCCCAAUGCACCACCGAUUUUGGGCGCCAUCCACAAACAUCCUCGUGAGGAAAAUCAAUCGCCACCACCAGAACCUACACCUCCCCCACCACCGACUCCUCCACAACCCGUACGGCAGCCUUCUCUGACCAGCAUGGCGGCGCAACCAAUCCCUCGCCCAAGCAUGGAUCGGACUCCCAGCGUCAGCGGAAGCUCAACAACCAUCCAGCCUCCAGUAUCCCGACCGUCGCUACCUCCUCAGAUGACUCCAUACCAGCCACAAUCUAUAUCUCCCGCACCAUCGGCUUAUUCACGCCAGCCUUCUUACCCACAAUCUCAGACUCCCAUCCAAGCCGCUCCGACACCAAAGACACCAGCCACCCAGCAACCAACCCCUUACGCAGCGCGCCAGCAAUUGCAUCCUCAGCCUCAUUUGACGGCAUCACACCCUACCAACUACAGUGUUCCUGCUGCGCCACAGUCCUAUCAACGGCCACCGACACAAUCAACACCUGCGUACAAUCAGUACGCGCCUCAGGUGUCAGAACCGCGUGGCUCUGAGGUCUAUGUUCUCUCCAACAUUGCGAACGAGUCCAUUCCUAAACACAUACGUGACAAUUUCCCGCAGGACGACGAAGGCCGAGUUUUGUUUUUCACCAAACCUCCAACUCUGCCUGACCCUGUGGUGCGUGGACGAGAUGGCCAGCCUCUCGCCCAUACAGAAAAGUAUCUUGCCGCCAAGGCCGAGAGAGAUAAGUUGAUUGCUGCCAGGAGGCGUGAGAGAGAGGAAAUGCUAGGAUCAGCCAAGAGACGGCGGAUAGAACCUGUUGUCUGA